Messenger RNA from Cutaneotrichosporon oleaginosum, 1051 nucleotides. RefSeq lists its product as uncharacterized. NCBI's taxonomy places the organism in Eukaryota, Fungi, Basidiomycota, Tremellomycetes, Trichosporonales, Trichosporonaceae. Gene Ontology annotation, molecular function: protein serine/threonine kinase activity; ATP binding. Gene Ontology annotation, cellular component: cytosol; EKC/KEOPS complex; nucleus. Gene Ontology annotation, biological process: protein phosphorylation. The record is from RefSeq and is a predicted model, not a curated record.
CUCACCACCUCCACACACAAUGAGCUACGAGUACCGCGCGCCGUCGCUGCACCUAAUUGACACCGCGACGCUGAUAAAGCAAGGCGCGGAGGCGCGGGUUUACGCGCUGGACGCCCUCCUCCCCUCGCCGUCGGUGUACUGGCCAUCUUCGUCGUCCGCCUCGUCCUCCUCUCCCGCACCCACCCCCGCGAUCCUCAAACACCGCUUCCCCAAAACAUACCGUCACCCAGCGCUCGACGCGUCGCUCAAUAAGACCCGCCUGCAGUUCGAGGCGCGUGCGCUGUUCCGCUGCGCGCGCGCCGGCGUGACUGUGCCCCGCGUGCUCUGGGUCGACGAGCCGGGCGGCACGCUCGCGCUCGAGCGCAUCGAGGGCUGGAGCGUGCGCGAGGUGCUCGGCGGCGGGGCGGAGGGCGAGGUCGAGGUCGGCGCGAACGACGAGCGCGAGCGCGACGGCACGGAGACUCCGCGCGAGGACGAGGAGGUGGUGGUGGGCGAGAGCGAGGGGAUGGCUGCGCUCGCGCCGCACGGCGGCGUGCCCGCCCUCAUGACGGCUGUUGGGGAAGCGCUGGCGCGGCUGCACCACACCGGCGUCGUGCACGGAGACCUGACAACGUCGAAUAUGAUGGUGCGAAUGACGCCAGACGGGGCGUCUCCGUACGAGAUUGUCCUAAUUGACUUUGGGCUUGCGUCGCAGGCGACGCUGCCGGAGAACUAUGCUGUCGACCUCUACGUGCUGGAGCGCGCGUUUGCGAGCACCCACCCCGCAAGCGAGGGCAUGUAUGCCGGCGUGUUGGAGGCGUAUGCCGCCGGACUCGGGGAGAAGAAGUGGAAGCCCAUCGAGGCAAAGCUCAAAGAGGUGCGCCUGCGCGGGCGGAAACGCGACAUGACGGGAUGAUGUGGGAUGUAUGGAUGUCACUGUCUGGGAGCUUGAUGGCUAACACGAGAGACCCCGGCGCAACGCCACUCUACCACGCAUUCUCACUCCUCAACCCCAUUCUGACUCCACAAGAACGAAUGCCGAGCCUGGCACUUCGGAUGGCGCGAAUCGUAC